AUGCCCAUAAGGAAACGAUCACCUUAUGGUCCGUUUGUUGAACGAGUGCUGCUACCAUCAGUCCGUAUCGGGGCUUUGUUAUUAGCAGUAUUGGCUAUUGGGUUCGGUAGUUGGCUUGAAACAAAUGAUAAUUCAAAAAGUUGUUCAUUUAAAAGUAGUAUGUCACUACAUCAGGUCUUUUUAUAUAGAAACAUAUCAAGUAAUUUAACAACACCGGAUUCAGUAUCUUUUGGACUGUGGAAACACUGCUACAUGUAUGCUUUAAAUUGCUCUUGUACUCCAACAAACCUUAAAUAUCAACCAGACGUAUCAACUAUUCUUCAGGUCGCAACCGAACAUCAUGCAAUUCCACCCCUUACAAAUAACACAUCUUUAAGCAGAAUCAUACCAUUGAUACUGGCAACAAUGUUUAGUUCGAUUGCAUUUCUGAUUGGAUUAUGGGCAAAUAGAAGAGGAAAAUAUAUCUAUCGAAAAAUCAUUGUUGGCCUAUUGAUAGCAACCUCAAUUCUUGUCGCCUUCAGCUUUGGAAUCACAUACGACCAAUAUUUUAGAAUGAUUAAACAGACAUGUAAAAGUCUAAAUAAUAACGUUUAUUGUGCUAGACAUGCAGUUCGAAUCGAGGUAGUUAUAUUUGCCAUAGCCCUAGUGCUCCUCUUUGUCGGAUUGAUAUUUUGGACUAUCGCUUCUUCAUUCUUUUCUAUACCGAUCGAGGAAGAGGAGCCGAAAAAACAUUGGAGUUUCCAAAAAGACAAUCCGAUUCGAAGAAAAAAAAAUAAACAGAAAUCCUCGAGCAGUGAGCAGAAUUUAACGGCAGCAUCAAAUUAUCAACAGGACGAAUUGGCCGUAUGGCGUGAUGUUACAAUGUUUGGUGAAGGUGACGAGGAAGAAAGUUGGCCACAAAAACCAGACAACACUUAUGAUCCAUACAAUAAUCCAUUACCACCACAGCAAAAUAAACAUCGCAGUAAUAACCCUCAUCUUCGUCAGCAGCAAAAGAAUGCUAGGGGUUUUUAUGAACAGCAACGUAGGAGUAUUGGGCCUAAUGAAAAAAUUUCUCUUACACCACCUCCACCACCAGACAAUUCAACAACACGAGGAAAUAAUAAAUCGCGUGUAACAUCUAAUAGAAAGAAUCAUCAUCACCACCAAAAGAGAAAAGAGAGUAACGAUUCUGCACUCACAUUUGGCCAAAAAUCAUCACCUAGAAGAAAAUCAAGUGGCAGACCCUUAUCAGAAUUAGAACCAGCCUUCCACCAAAAUUAUAAAAAUACUCCAACAAGUAUAUCACCACAUCCAUUUCAAUAUCCUCCAACAAAUGAUAGUAAUAAUUCGUUUUGUAUGACACCGUAUUACGAAGAUCAACCAGCUGAUCCAAACGGGUACUUCCAACAACCUUCCAACGUUCCAAUAUUAAGUAUGCCACCCGUUGUAGAACAUCCAUUGAAUAAGAAGGUCAUAAAGGAUAAAAGAAUCCAGACUUAUCUUCAAACACAAACUCCAACAGCUUCUACUUCAUCAUCUUAG
Molecule: messenger RNA, 1524 nt
Organism: Mucor mucedo
Lineage: Eukaryota; Fungi; Mucoromycota; Mucoromycetes; Mucorales; Mucoraceae
Exons: 2
Coding region: 1-1524 (507 amino acids)
Source: RefSeq, a predicted model, not a curated record